UUUUCAUCAAAAAGUAAGGCGGGAGUGAGUUUGAGAUAGGUCACAGCAAAUUAACAGGAGGAGGAAGAAGGAGAGCUUCAACUUUGAAAUAGAUGGCAGUUCCUUCCAAUUUCACCUCUCCUCCUCUAACUCCUCAUCGCACUCUUUCCUCUUCCUUCAAACCUCCUGUUUUAUCCCUCCCUUUUUACAACGCCUGCGCUUCCAAAUCCAUUUCAAUCUCCAAACACAAUGCCCUCAAAAAUGGAUCCGCGAGGAUCAGACCUAUGUCGAUUAGAGCUUCUUCUUCCUUUGGUUCUAGACUCGAGGAGAGUGUCAAAACUACAAUUACUCAGAAUCCUGUUGUUGUUUACUCCAAGACAUGGUGUUCGUAUUCUUCUGAGGUUAAGGCGUUGUUCAAGAGGCUUGGAGCGCAGCCAUUGGUCAUUGAAUUGGAUGAAUUAGGUCCCCAAGGGCCACAACUGCAAAAGGUACUUGAGAGGCUUACGGGACAACAUACGGUACCAAAUGUUUUCAUAGGGGGCAAGCACAUAGGCGGUUGUACAGAUACUGUGAAACUAUACCGAAAAGGAGAGCUCGAGCCUCUUCUAUCUGAAGCGAAUGCUAAAAAUACAGAGACAUAAGGCUCUAGGCACAUUUUGUUUUCUUAGCCAUUUGCUGACUGACCUGUUGAUUUUCUUAAUUCUACCUCGAGUGACACUUGCGUUUCUAGUUAGGAACAUGUAUUUUAAGAUAUUUGUGGAUGCAUUUGUUUCAAGGAAGGAUCUCCAGUUUAUGCAUGAAAUAAGAGAGCAUUUUAUUCCCAUUUGGAAA
This is a messenger RNA of Cucurbita maxima (winter squash), 810 nucleotides long. Its product is annotated as monothiol glutaredoxin-S10-like. Gene Ontology annotation, cellular component: cytoplasm. The transcript has 5 exons. Bases 93 to 620 code for a protein of 175 amino acids. Gene Ontology annotation, molecular function: glutathione disulfide oxidoreductase activity. The record is from RefSeq and is a predicted model, not a curated record. Gene Ontology annotation, biological process: cellular response to oxidative stress. NCBI's taxonomy places the organism in Eukaryota, Viridiplantae, Streptophyta, Magnoliopsida, Cucurbitales, Cucurbitaceae.